Molecule: messenger RNA, 3624 nt
Organism: Podarcis raffonei (Aeolian wall lizard)
Lineage: Eukaryota; Metazoa; Chordata; Lepidosauria; Squamata; Lacertidae
Gene: LNPEP
Product: leucyl and cystinyl aminopeptidase
Exons: 18
Coding region: 522-3611 (1029 amino acids)
Biological process (GO): proteolysis; peptide catabolic process
Cellular component (GO): cytoplasm
Molecular function (GO): zinc ion binding; peptide binding; metalloaminopeptidase activity
Source: RefSeq, a predicted model, not a curated record
UGUGGCGCCGAUGGCCGCGGAGCAAGGCGCCUAGCCAGACAAGCUGCGAGCUUCCUCUCCCACCGCCUGCUCUUGCAGCCGAGGCGGCAGGCGCUGCUCCGUCUGAAGCAGCCCAGCCCAGGCAGGGGGAGGGAUUGCACAAGCCCCGGAGCAGAAAAUGGUCGGCUGGGGUUGGUGCGAGAGGCGAAGCUAGCCGGGGACGCCGCCGUGCCGAGAAGAAGGGGAAGCGCAGCAGCGCCGGAGACCCUCUUUCCCCCCUCCUUUCUGUUUUUUUGGCCUUCGUCGUCAUCCGGGCUGUUGUUUUCCCUGCUGUCGACCGAUAUUAUUACAUGCAUGCAGCGGAUUUGAGCACCGGCCGCCGCAGCCGCCCGGGCAACAUGCAGCUGUCUCCCUGCGGGGCGGAGGAAGCGGAGUGAGGAGGAGCCGCAGCGGCGGGUUUCUGCUUUCUUCUUCUUCAUUUGCGUGUGUGUUUCUCCUCCUCCCGCCACCCCGCCUUGUUUGGGCUUUUUGCUCGCGGGAAAAUGGAGCCUUUCCCCAGUAACGAUCGAAUUCCAUUACCUAGGAAUAUGAUUGAAAACAGCAUGUUUGAAGAAGAACCUGAUGUGGUUGACCUGGCUAAGGAGCCCUGCUUGCAUCCCUUGGAGCCUGACGAAGUGGAGUAUGAGCCAAGGAGUUCUCGGCUCCUUGUCCGUGGUCUUGGAGAUCACGAAAUGGAUGAGGAUGAAGAGGACUAUGAAUCGUCAGCCAAACUUCUGGGAAUGUCUUUUAUGAAUAGAAGCACGGGCCUGCGUGGUAACACAGUGGGCUACAGGCAGAGUUCAGAUGGAUCAUGUUCUGCACCAUCUGUAAGGACCACAGUGAUUUGUGCUGUUGUUCUUGUGAUUGCUGUCUCCGUAAUAAUGGCAAUCUACCUUCUUCCCAAAUGUACCUUUACCAAAGAAGGCUGUCAUAAGCAAAACCACACAAUGGGCGAUAUAUAUCCUUUGGCAACAAAUGGAAAGCCCUUUCCAUGGGCAAAUUUCAGGCUACCAAGUGCUGUUGUGCCAGUACAUUAUGAUAUUGUCUUGCAGCCAAACUUAACCACUAUGAAGUUUUGGGGUUCAGUCCAGAUAACUGUGAAAGUCCUCCAGGUGACCUGGCAUAUCAUUCUUCACAGCUCAAAACUUAACAUUACCAAGGUAACUCUUUCUUCAUCAGGCUCAAGCCAGCCAAAGCAAGCCGAGCUUCGGGAAUAUCCACUGAAUGACCAGAUUGCAAUUUUUGCCCCCGAGGCUCUCCUUGUAGGACAACAAUAUAACAUCAACAUGGAGUAUUCCUCUAAUUUAUCAGAAAGUUACUCUGGCUUUUACCGAAUCGCUUAUAACAAUGACAACAGAAAUUCAACAAAAAGGUGGCUUGCAGCAACCCAGUUUGAACCCUUGUCAGCAAGGUCAGCUUUUCCGUGCUUUGAUGAACCAGCAUUCAAAGCCACUUUCCAAGUCUCUGUCAAGAGAGAUAAUCAGCAUUCUACUUUGUCAAAUAUGCCAAAGAAAGCAACCAAAUCUCUGGCAGAUGGAUUGGUUCAAGUUGAGUUCUAUCCAAGUGUGAAAAUGAGCACUUACCUAGUAGCUAUCAUUGUUGGAAACUUGGCAAAUCGCACUAAGGAAACAAAUGGGAUUCAGGUAUCUGUCUAUUCUGUGCCACAAAAGUUGAACCAUACUGAAUAUGCCUUAGACACAGCAGUGGAGCUCCUCAAGUUUUAUCAGAAGUAUUUUAAUAUAACAUACCCUCUUCAAAAAUUAGACUUGGUAGCUCUUCCUGACUUUGAGGCUGGAGCAAUGGAAAACUGGGGUUUGAUCACUUUUCGAGAGACAACACUCCUUCACGAGGACACGACAUCUUCAGCCAUGGAUAAAAAGAGAGUAACAAGAGUGAUCGCUCAUGAACUGGCACACCAGUGGUUUGGCAAUCUGGUAACUAUGGAAUGGUGGAACGACCUGUGGCUGAAUGAAGGAUUUGCCACUUUUAUGGAAAAUUUUGCCUUGAAGAAAGUCUUCCCAGAAUUAUAUACUGAUUACUCUUUUCCAAAUCUGCAAUUCAAGACAAUGGAGAAAGAUUCCAUGAAUUCAUCCCAUCCCAUCUCCCUUGCCGUCCAGUCGUCAGAGGAGAUCGAGCAAAUGUUUGAUGCCGUCUCCUAUAUCAAGGGAGCUUCUCUCUUGUCAAUGUUGAAAAACUAUCUCCACAGUGAUAUCUUCCAAGCUAGUAUUCAAUUAUAUCUGCAUAACCACAGCUAUGGGUCCACCCAAAGUGAUGACUUGUGGGAUAGCAUGAAUCAGGUGAUAAAUGACACCCAUGUCGAUAUAAAAAAAAUCAUGAAGACCUGGACUCUCCAGAAAGGAUUUCCUUUGGUGACUGUCAAAAGAGAAGGCAAACUGAUCCAUCUGCAGCAGGAGCCAUUUGUGCUCAAUGUGGAAUCAGAAAAUCAGACCGUACCUGCCAGUUAUUUGUGGAGCAUUCCUCUUUCUUAUACCACCAGCAAUGACAGCUUACCCUACAGUUCUUACAAUUAUUUACUGCAGCAAAAGUCAGAUGCCAUUGAACUUCCAGGUGAAACGCAGUGGGUGAAGUUCAAUGUAGACUCAAAUGGUUACUAUAUUGUACAGUAUGCGGAAAAGGACUGGAAUGCCCUAAUUGACCUGCUGAAGACGGAGCCCACUGCUCUGAGUUCCAGAGACAGAGCCAAUUUGAUCCACAACAUUUUUAAUCUGGCAGGAUUAGGAAGGGUGUCUUUGGCCAAAGCCUUUGACCUGAUUGACUACCUAGUGAAAGAAAACAGCACUUCUCCAAUCAUACAAGCAUUGGACCAAAUGAACCGUAUCUUCAGCCUGGUUGAAAAAAGAGGAAUGCAGACCCUUUCAGCGAGAAUAUUGCAUAAGAUGUUACAACUAUUUAAAGACAAGAUUAACCAACAGAAAUGGACAAGUGAUGGGACCCUUUCAGAACAAGAGCUGAAGUCAAGUCUGCUGACCUUUGCCUGCACCCAUAAUUUGGAAGACUGCAGCACGGAUGCUACCAAGCUAUUUAAUGAAUGGAAAGACUCCAAUGGCACAAAAAGCCUGCCAACAGAUGUUAUGAAGAUCAUAUUCACAGCCGGAGCAAAAACUGAAAGUGGCUGGAACUAUCUUUUAAGCAUGUAUGCAUAUUUGGUGUCUGAACCAGAAAAGCUCAAAAUCCUUGAAGCAUUGGCCAGUGCAGAUGAUGUUAAAAAACUGAUAUGGUUAAUGCAAACAAGCCUGGAAGGAAGCAUCAUCAGAUCGCAGGAUCUUCCAACUGUUAUAACAACAGCCAGUCAGAAUUUGCCUGGACACUUACUAGCAUGGGAUUUCGUUAAGGAGAACUGGGAUCAGCUUAUAAGGAAGUUUCACCGUGGAUCAUACACCAUGCAAAGUAUUGUGAUUGCGACAACUUGUCAGUUCUCAACACAAGAACAUCUGCUUGAGGUUAAGACAUUCUUCGAAUCCAAGUCGGAGGAGACUGCUCAGCUACGGUUUGUUCGAGAGGCCAUUGAGAGGAUUCAGCUGAAUAUCCAGUGGAUGGAGAAGAACCUGGAGACGCUGGAGAAAUUGCUAUAGUGAUCGCAUCCAC